AUGACCCUCGACGCCAGCACGCCAGACCCACUCCCACCAGACCACAACGUCGGACCCGCCCUCAUAGCAUGGACCUCCAUCCUCAACACCCUCUCCCUCCUCACGACCGCGCUCCGCCUCAUCGUCCGGCGCGGCAACGGCGUGACAGGCUGGGACGACUGGACGAUCCUCGCCACCGUCACCGUCGCCACCGUCCGCUCCGCCCUCAACAUCACCGGCGCCACAUACGGCUACGGCCGGCACCGCUGGUACCUCACCACCGGCCAGCAGGAAAAGGUCAACAUGUACGGCUUCUACGGCCAGGUCCUCCUCUUCAUCACGCUCUGCCUGCUCAAAUGGUCCAUCUGCAUCCUCCUGCUGCGCAUCAAGAGCACGCGCACGCUCAAAUGCAUCGUCUACCCCCUCAUCGCAGGCCUGUUUCUGACAAACCUGCUCUGCGUCGUCGUCUUGCUGGCCGAAUGCUCGCCUGUCGCGACGUUCUGGCGACCGGCCGCCGGCUCGUGUUGGCCGGCGAAGGUGCGGAUUAAUUCGAUUUGGCUGCAGGCUUCAUACUCCGUCUUCUCAGACUUCGUCUGCUCCCUCCUCCCCAUCUACCUCCUCCACAACCUCAACAUGCCCCUGCGCACCAAAGCAGCCGUCUGCGGCCUCAUGGCCAUGGGCCUAAUCGCAACAUCCUGCGCCGCCGUCCGCGCCUCAACCCUCACCACCGCCCCAACAGACAUAACCUACGCCUACGGCGUCACAGCCCUCUGGUCCAACACCGAGAUCCACCUCGGCAUCGUCGCGACCAACAUGUCGCUUUGCCGCGCCAUCUGGGCGUAUUUCGGUGCCGCGCUGCGGCCAUCUGUGUCUUCGUCUAACAAUAAGCAUAUGCCGCCCACAUCGCUACUUCCUGGAGCCCCGCGCGGGUAUGGCUCCGAUGCGGAGUCGGGGGGGGUUGGGGGUGGUGGUGAGGUUGGUGGUGGUGAGGGGUUGGUGGGGAAGUAUCGGGUGUGGGUUUUGCAUGCGCGGGGGUCGGGGGUGAGCGGGGAUGGUGUGGUGGGGGAGCCGGUGCGGACGGCGAUUAGGAGGACGACGGAGGUGGUUGUUGUGGAGGGGGAUUGUGAGGGGCGGGGUGGAAGUGGUGGACAUGGGGAAGGAGUGUUGGAGGGAUAUCAGAGGUCGUGGGAUGUGAGGCCGGUGGGAGAGCGGGAGGAGCAGGAGGAGCGGGCUUGA
This is a messenger RNA of Pseudovirgaria hyperparasitica, 1215 nucleotides long. RefSeq lists its product as uncharacterized. NCBI's taxonomy places the organism in Eukaryota, Fungi, Ascomycota, Dothideomycetes, Acrospermales, Acrospermaceae. The record is from RefSeq and is a predicted model, not a curated record. Bases 1 to 1215 code for a protein of 404 amino acids. The transcript has 3 exons.